Apis cerana (Asiatic honeybee) is the source of this 378-nucleotide messenger RNA. RefSeq lists its product as uncharacterized. Gene Ontology annotation, biological process: pyruvate import into mitochondria. The record is from RefSeq and is a predicted model, not a curated record. Lineage: Eukaryota; Metazoa; Arthropoda; Insecta; Hymenoptera; Apidae. Gene Ontology annotation, cellular component: mitochondrial inner membrane.
AUGCAGCCACCAGAAGAAAAGAAAAAGACUCCUUAUCAACAACUUAUGAUAAAAAUAGCCUCUGUUUUUCCAUCAAGAUUCGCUCCUAUUUUUUUACACCCUGCAGAUACAGGACCAACUACAGUAUUUUUCUGGGCACCUACAUUUAAAUGGGGUUUGGUAAUAGCGGGAAUUGGAGAUCUUAGACGACCACCAGAAACAAUUUCUCUUAGUCAAACUGCAAGUCUUAUGGUUACUGGCGCUAUAUGGUCUAGAUAUUCCCUAGUUAUCACACCAAAAAAUUACAAUUUGUUUAGUGUAAAUGCAUUUGUAUGCUGCACAGGAACGUACAGUUUUAUGAGAGGAUUGCUUUAUCAUAUGCAAAAGGAUAAAGAAUAA